Lepus europaeus (European hare) is the source of this 876-nucleotide messenger RNA. It is a transcript of the gene RPS19BP1, whose product is annotated as ribosomal protein S19 binding protein 1. The transcript is spliced from 4 exons. Gene Ontology annotation, cellular component: nucleolus. Lineage: Eukaryota; Metazoa; Chordata; Mammalia; Lagomorpha; Leporidae. The record is from RefSeq and is a predicted model, not a curated record. The coding region runs from base 13 to 423 and encodes 136 amino acids. Gene Ontology annotation, molecular function: enzyme binding.
CCGGCCGUAGUCAUGUCGGCCUCUCUGCUGCGGCGGGGCUUGGAGCUGCUGGCGGCGUCCGAGGCCCCCCGGGCCGCUGCCGGCCAGGCCCAGGCGAGCGGGGCCCCGGACAAGCGGGCCCGGAAGGCGAAGGCCGCCCGGACGCAGAGGCUGCGGAACUCGGCCAAGGGGAAGGCGCCCAAGUCGGCUCUGGCCGAGUACCGGAAGCGAGAGUGCCAAGACCACCUCAGGGCAAACCUGAAGUUCAUGACCAGCGCCAGGAGCCCCGUGGCCGAGUCCAUGAGCCAGCAGAUCCUGCGGCAGAACCGAGGCCGCAAGGCCUGUGACCGGCCCGUGGCCAAGACCAAGAAGAAGAAGGCGGAGGGCACGGUGUUCACGGAGGAGGACUUCCAGAGGUUCCAGCAGGAAUACUUUGGCAGCUAGGCUCCCUGGGACCCUGGGGACUGGGGCUCGGGCCCAGCCUCCUCCAGCUGCCCUCCUCUGCUGGCCCACACCCUGCCGUGUGCGCCGUGCACCGCUUGGCCAGGAGGUGGCGAUGGAGAACCAACCUGGCUCUGGGAAGCCCUGGGCCUGGAGCGCAGGGAGGGUGGAGUGGAGCUGGUGAGGGGGAAGCCCUGGGGGGAUUUGCACAGGCCUGGCCUGGACGUCCACGAGUUAGGGAUGGACGCUCACAGCACCUGCACCUGCUGCAAAGACGUUUCUGUUUUGUUUGCUUUGGCUGGGAGGUGCCCCUGGGCUGUUGGCUGUGGAGAGAGGCCAGUUACUGGCAGCCACACCUCCCAUCUGGGGUGGGCUUCCGGGUUUUGAUAAACGUGGGCCCAGGAGCUGUGUGUGUGCUGCUGCCUCCCGUCUGGCACCGGGCGCCUCCGUGCCCCA